Molecule: messenger RNA, 819 nt
Organism: Paramacrobiotus metropolitanus
Lineage: Eukaryota; Metazoa; Tardigrada; Eutardigrada; Parachela; Macrobiotidae
Product: atrial natriuretic peptide receptor 2-like
Exons: 6
Coding region: 1-819 (272 amino acids)
Biological process (GO): cGMP biosynthetic process; intracellular signal transduction; receptor guanylyl cyclase signaling pathway
Molecular function (GO): peptide receptor activity; guanylate cyclase activity
Source: RefSeq, a predicted model, not a curated record
AUGCCAACACAAGACAGCGACGUGUACGCAUUCGCUAUCAUCAUUCACCAGAUUCUAAUGGAAUGCGAGCCAUUUGGCGCGGAUCUGCCGGAAAAAAUUGCCGACCAACGAACCGGCCGGCCAAAAUUGCGUAAAUUUGACCGAGCCAUCCGAUUGGCCAGCGUGGCGGAAGGCAUCCGCGGAUCUCUGGUAGAACGCAUCUUCAUACAGUUGGCGAGAUAUUCCAUUAAACUGGAACAUGAUGUUGCCGAUCGCACGUUACAGUUGAAAUCAGAAAAAGAAGAAGCCGAUCAACUGUUGCGGAAGAUGUUACCCCAAGGAAUUGUGAAAAAGCUGCGCAACGGACUCCGCGUAGUACCUGAAUAUGUGGAAUCUGUGAGCAUGUAUUUCAAUGACAUGUGUGGAUUUGGCGAGUUCGUGACAACCGUCGCGCCGCCGGAUGUCGCAACAAGCGGCGUAGUAGAACGCAUAGGCGACAAGCACGCCCAGCAAAUCUGUUUGGCUUCUCUGGAAAUUCAAAACUCCUUCGACCGCUUACCCAACCACAGACACAUGACACUAAUCAGUGGAAUCCACAGUGGCCCAGUCGCUGUGGGCGUGGUGGGAUUGAAACGCCCAAGAUAUUGUCUAUUUGGUGACACGGUCAACACUGCGUCGCGCAUGGAAAGCCAUGGCGAAGCGGAUAUGGUCCACGUUAGCUCCGAUACGGUUAAUUUGGCAUCAUCGGCGAGUGGUUUGUUGUUCAAGAGCCGAGGAGAUACUAACAUCAAGUUAAUGGCGUCAUUGCUACUGAAAUGGCAUCAUGGCGGCCGAGUUUAA